Molecule: messenger RNA, 9889 nt
Organism: Amphimedon queenslandica
Lineage: Eukaryota; Metazoa; Porifera; Demospongiae; Haplosclerida; Niphatidae
Exons: 40
Coding region: 266-9889 (3207 amino acids)
Biological process (GO): G protein-coupled receptor signaling pathway; cell communication; cell surface receptor signaling pathway
Cellular component (GO): membrane
Molecular function (GO): ATP binding; calcium ion binding; G protein-coupled receptor activity
Source: RefSeq, a predicted model, not a curated record
UACUCCUGCGAGUUUGUAUCAUUGCUGAUCAUCAUGAUUGUAUCAUAUUGGAAGCUGAUUGCUGUGCAGCCUGCCCAAAUCCAUAAUACAGGAAUGUGUCAGGCUGAGUCAUGAUUGAAAUCAGUCAUGAUUCAGAUUAAAAUUGUUGGCUGUGAUGCUUUGGUAUAAUAACUAGAUACACACAGCUAACAGAAAGAAAUAGCUGGCCAACUCAAACUUAUUAUUUCUGGACAAACCAGCAAUAAAGUUUCCUACUAAUUAGAAGAUGUUCAACUGGUUUGCUUUACAUCUAUUGUUCUUAAUCAUAGCAGCCCCUGUUGGAUCUGAUACUGUCAAUUCAAUUGACACUAUUGGAAGAUUGAAAGGCAUUCCUAGUAUUCACACAAAUGAAGGUAACAAGUUUUGUUUUUCUUUUCUUCAAAACUAUGAGGAGAACACCAUUAAUAUACUUGGUAUAUAUAUUGGUACACAAGAAAAUGAAGAAGUUCAAUAUAGUAUAAAAUCAAGAAUCAAUGGUGUUGCUAGAAUUGGCACUGUUAAGCCAGGACAAAUAAAAGAAGAAUUGUAUCAGUAUACCUCCUAUAGCAACUUUGAAACUGACUUGAGCUUCAAUCCACCAAGAGUAAAAGGCAUGGUUCCACUUAGAUCAAUAAGUGAUUAUACUGGUAUUAUAGUUGAAACUGUGGAUAGUUCACAUAAGAUUUCAGUGAUGGGUUUUAGUGAUGGAGCUAAGACCUCAGAUGGUUUUACUGCUGUUCCAAUGGUCGACAUGUCAAAUAUUAUUUCAACAGACUACCAGUAUUCAGUAUUCACUGCAGGAGGAAAAGACUCUUCUAUUGCAGCAAUUACUACUUGUGAUGAUUUUGAGACUGCUGAGAAUGUGACCGUUGAUGCAACUCUUGUUUCUCAACAAGGAAGCUUUUUACCAUUUAAUGGAUCCACCCUACCUUUUCAGAGUCAUUACACUUCUGUUAUCACCGGUUCAGAUGAUCUUCUUUCCAGUAUCAAUGUCAUAGCUACUCAACCAAUAGGUUUUAUGACUGGUCACGAGUGCAGUAAAAUUCCAAUUGACCAAGUAGGCUGUGAUCAUCUCAUAGAGCAAGUACCCCCAUCUUAUACAUGGGGUUAUAAUUUUUUAACUGCUCCAUUUCAUACAAAUAAUUUUGGAUACAUAUUGAAGCUUUUGCCUGGAAAAGACUUUGGUACUAACUUCAAAAUUUUUUGUACAAUAAAUGCUACUGUGACUGUUGAUACUACUGUUAAAAAUUUUGUAAGGACAGAUCGUCUUGUUGCAAAUAGGGGAAUUUUUAGCAUUACUACUCAAAGCUAUUGUACUAUACAGUCGAAUAAACCUCUUGCUGUAAUGCAGUAUGCUACAAGCCAUCCAGCUAAUGAUUCUAACAGUGUGCCCAUCACUUCUGUAGAUACAAUAAAGAAUAUUGGUGACCCAGCCAUGGUAUGGGUACCAGCUGUCAGUCAAUACCUCAACAAAUAUUUGAUAACCAAUGAUGUCUCUAUUCGCUCACAGUCCUUUACCAGUAAUGGCAUUUAUGUGACAGUUUUACCUCAUUGUUUUAAUGCUAGUGCUAUAUUAGAUAAUGGUAUUCCACUGGAAAACAAUGCUAGUAACUGGGAUACUUUUCACUGUGAUGAUGUUACUGAUAUAUGUGGUUAUGGUGUGUCUCUUGAUAUUUUACAAGGAACUCAUUUGUUAAAGCAUAUUGAUUCAAGCUGUUCAUUUGGUGCAAUCAUGUUUGGUUGGGGAUACAAGAAAGGUUAUGCUUAUCCUGCUGGCUUUGGAAUGAGACCUAUUGGAGUAACAUUUUACAGCAUUGAGCCACUUAUUUCAUCAGCUCCAGAGAGUGGUCUAGUAUCUGUUACAGUGUAUAGGUCUGGUGAUUUAUCUGAAGCUAGUUCAGUUCAAGUGGGAGCCUUUAUGUCAUCAAAACCUAAUGCAGCAACAAUUGGUGAAGAUUUGGAGAGUCGAACAGAAACUGUAUAUUUUGUUGCCAAUGAAUUUUCAGCUACAGUUAAUUUUACUUUCAUAAAUGACUAUCUUCCAGAACAAGAUGAAGUUUUUGAUGUUAAGUUUGUUAACCAUCAUAAAAUAAAUAUUGGAACACCUCAAGUACAAGAAUUGACAAUUCUUGGUGACUCUCCAAUUGUAACUGGUGGUGGUAGUAGUCCUGGAACUGGUCCCAAUGUUGUGGUACAAGAGGGAGAUAGCGAAGUUAAAGUCUGCAUAACACUCUCAGGAUUAGCUGAUUCCUCAUAUCCAGAACCAGUAGAAUUUCUUUUUACCCCAAUGGAGAAAUCAGAAGCAUUGCAGCCUGCACAAGAUGAAGACUAUGAUAAUACAACUAUAGCAGUUAUAAUGCCACCUGGUGAUACUGAGGUCUGUGCACAUAUCAGUACUGUUGAAGAUAUGAUUUACAAUGAACCAAAUGAGCAGUUUUGCAUCAAUGUAACAUCGAAUGUUUCAGUUGGUAUAUUUUAUCCUGCACAGUGUCAAAUAACAGUAACCAUUAUUGACAUAGGUACUAGGGGAUCAAUUGAUAUCAGUAGGAGACUAAAAGGUAUACCAAAAAGUAAUACUACUGAAGGAAACAGAUUUUGUUUGUCUUUUUUUGAGCCACCAAUACCUACCAUUUUUUUAAUAAAAAUUGGUACACUUGAAAGCUUUCCAGUUAAAUAUCAUAUAAGUUCAGGAGUCAAUGGAAUCAAUAAAACUAAUACUGUUGAACCAGGAUCAAUCAAUACGGAACAGUAUCGGUAUAUACCUGGCAACAAUGAAAGUAGAUUUGCAGAUGAUGAACCUCUUAUAGCAAACAUGACAAUAGAUUUUUUUAACAGCAGGGAUAUAAAUGACUUCACUGGAAUUGAAAUUAAAACAGUAAAUAGCUCACAUAAAAUAUCAGUUACAUGUUUCAGUAAGACUACUAUAAGAGAUGAUAUAUUAUAUCCAGCAGCUGUGGAUAGUUUUGUGGCAGUUCCAAUAUUUAAUGUGGGAUCAAUUGCACAACAGUAUAACUACUCUAUGUUUAAUCAAUAUGGUAAUGAUGAUUUAUAUUCACAAACAGUAGCAGCAAUUGUGGCUUGUGAUACAAUUGCAGCUGGAGGGAUAACACUUGGUUAUUCUAACACUUCAAUUCCUGGCCAUUACUUUGGGACACUUGAUCAACGAGGACUUCGUUCAUCACAAAUUAAGUUUAAAAAGUAUUACACUCCUUAUAUUCCUUCUUCUCCAGCUGGUACUGAUGUUUAUGCCACUCAACCCAUUGGGUUUAUGAUUGGCCAUACAUGUCUUUUCUACAAGUCAUAUUACUGUGAUUAUCUCAUUGAGCAAGUACCUCCAUCAUAUACAUGGGGAUACAACUUUUUGAUAGGGCCAUUUAGAUCUCUCUCCAUGUACAGCACUAUUUUGAAGUUUUUGCCUAGUAAAGAAAUUGGUACUAAUUUUAAAAUAUUUUGUGCUAAUAGUACUUCGGUGACCAUAAAUGUACUAGUUCAAAACUUCACAAAAGCAGAUCAUAUGGUUUCAAAUAGGGGUAUUUUUAACAUUGGUCUUCAAGACUAUUGUACUGUACAGUCAAACAAACCUCUUGCUGUGAUGCUGUAUCUUGAAUUGUUUCAACUGAUACGUAAGUCAAUUCCUGAUAUGGUUUGGAUACCACCUGUCAGUCAGUACCUGAAUAGAUAUUUAGUAACAAUUGAUGCCACAUCAUAUUCAUUUUACAGAGGUGUAUAUGUGACAGUUUUACCUCAUUGUUUUGAUGCUAGUGCUGUAUUAGAUAAUGGUAUUCCACUUGAAAGUAAUGCUAGUAACUGGCAUACUUUUCACUGUGAUAACAUCACUGAUUCAUGUGGCUAUGGUAUUCCUGUUCAUAUGCGACAACUAGGAACUCAUUUGCUAGAGCAUACUGAUCCAAGCUGUUCAUUUGGUGCAAUUAUGUUUGACUUUAGGUAUGGCAAAGGUUAUGCUUAUCCUGCUGGUUUUGGAAUGAGACCCAUUGGAGUGACAUUUUACAGUAUUGAGCCUCUUAUUUCAUCAGCUCCAGAGAGUGGUCUAGUAUCAGUUAAUGUGUAUAGGUCUGGUGAUGUAUCUGAAGCUAGCUCCGUUCAAGUGGGAACCUUUAUGUCAUCAAAAUCUAAUGCAGCAAUGAUUGGAGAAGAUUUGGAAAGUCAAACAAAAACUAUAAAUUUUGCUGCCAAUGAGUUUUUGGCAACAGUUAAUUUUAGUUUUUUGAGUGACUCUGUUCCAGAAUUAGAUGAGGUGUUUUUAGUUAGUUUUGUUGAACAUCAGAACAUCAAUAUUGGGACACCAUCAGAAGUUGAACUGACUAUACUUGGUGUGGAGUCUAAUAUUUUAAAGUUUACUGCUGAUAAUUAUUGUGUGCACGAGGGCAAUACUUCAGUUUAUGUGUGUGUAGAAAAGAGUAGAGAUACUGUCGAUAGUGUAAGCCUUAAGAUUACAGCAAUGGAAGACUCAAUACCAUCUGCUGCUGAAAAUAUAUUUGACUUUGUUGCUGAAACAAAAACUAUUGACUUUCCUGGGCCAAGUAAACAAGCUUGUGCUCAAUUUCAAAUAAUACAAGAUCCCUUUGUUGACUUCAAAGAAUCUAUUGAAACAUUUAAUGUCAACUUCACUGCUACAGGGGAUUUAGGUAGUGGUCAAAUGAUGGCUACUGAUAAAUCUAUUGUAACUAUAUAUGAAAGUCUGCCAGAAAUUUUUGCUGACAGUAUUUCAGGAGCUAAUAAUGUUUUUGUACCAGAAAGUCAAGAAAAUGUGACUGUUUGUGUUAACAGAACCUUCAAUUUUUCAUGUACUAGAAAUGUUACAUUCAGAGCCAUGGAUAGUGCAUUAAGUAUUAAUGCUAAAUCUGGUAGUGACUUUGUUGCAGAGACUAAAGAGAUGCCAUUCACAUCAGAUGAUCUCAGAGUUUGUGCAAAGUUCAUAAUUAUAAAUGAUGACAUUGUUGAAAAGAAUGAGUCAUUUCUUAUUACUGUAAUGGCACAAGAUCACAUACCAACAGUUUUAACAAUCAAUAUCACAAUCACUGAUGAAGAUGAUGCUGCUGUGAUAAGUUUUACGAAUGACACAUACACUUUUCCUGAGAAUAUUGACUUGGAUGCUCAAGUCUGUGUAGAGACAACAAAAGAGCUCAGUGAUGACAUUAGAAUUAAUUUUACAACUAGGUCUAGUGAUUUUGAUGGUGCUGCCACUGCUGAUUCUGAUUAUAUUUCCAAAUCUGAAACCAAGACACUUAGAAGUGGAUCAAGGACAGUUUGUAUUAACAUUGAAAUCAAGCCUGAUGUUACUAGAGAACCCACAGAAUUCUUUUAUGUGCAGCUUGAAGUUCUUAAUUUAGUUGAACUAAUGAACAACAGUUACUAUGGUCCGUCAAGACUCAAUGUAUCAGACAGUGAACCAGCAGUUGUGUACAUUACAGAUACUUCUGUAACAGGCUGUGAGUCAGUUUAUGCUGACUUAAUUUUGCUUAUUUCGGAAUCAUCCAGUAUGCAAGAAAAUCAGUUCACAAUGGUGAAAGACCUUGGUGCUGAGAUAUUAAAUCAACUGCCAAUCGGCAAAAAUAUGACACAUGCUGGUAUAGUUAGGCUCAGCAAUUCAAAUCGUACACAAAUUAUUUCUCCUCUUGGUAAUGUCACUGAUUUAAAACAGUUAAAACAAAUUGUCAGAAAUAUUAGCAUGGAUGAUAAAGAUGAUAGAGGUUUGGCAACUCAUCUGAAUUAUUCCAUGAUUUUAGCUAUGACUGAAAUAAAAAAGAGAGGGAGACCAAAUUCAAGGAAAAUCAUUGUGAUAAUAACUGAUGGCCUUCAUUCACAUGAAUCAUGGCCUUAUAACAUAGCAAGAAAUGCCAGAGCUCUCGGCUAUGAUAUAUUUGCUGUUCGUUUGUUCACUGAUGCUUCACUUUCUAAUUGGGAAGAACUAACUGGCUAUAAAGAGAGAGUGCUGUUCUUGAAUACAUUUAAUAGUGGUCACUCAGAAGGAACAAAUUUUUUUAUAAGUCAAAUCUGCAAUAUUAUUAGUGUUAGUCCCCAGUUAUUGAACACUAUUGGAGAAGAAAGGAAAAUAAAUGUUGGGGAAACUGUAUCAUUCAACUGCACUGCAGAUGGAGUACCAGUACCAGAUUUAGUGUGGCGAAAAGAUGGAAAGUAUAUAAUCCCAGAAGCAAAUAGAAGAAACACUUCAUCAUCAGAACCUACUGAUGGCUUUCGUAUAAAUGAUAUACCACAAGUAAAGCAGAGGACCAGUGAACUGAUCAUUACUGAUCUAACUGUGUCUGACACUGGCAAAUAUUCAUGUAGAGCUGAUAAUGGAGUUGAAAGAGGAGUUGUAUUGCAUAUCCCAUAUCACCUAACUGUUGAAGGAUUCAAUGAAACUAAUUUUUGUCUCGAUUUCCCUUGCAAGAAUGAUGGAACAUGCCAGAGUUUGGCAAGUACAUAUAUCUGUAAUUGCCCUGAGACUCACACUGGAAGAAACUGCCAAGAAAGAGUGAGAUUUACAGUUAGACCAAAAAUAAUUGAAUUCCGUCAACCAGUCAAUACUCAAAUAUAUUCUUCAGUAAAUUUCACAUGUAAAGCUAUUGGCUCACCAGCUCCAUCCAUUCACUGGUAUAAGAAUAACAAGUUAAUAAAUAGCACUGAUCCUUAUUUGCUAAUGUUUAAUGACCUGAGUCUAAUGGACAGAGGAGUAUAUCACUGUGAAGCUAGGAGUGUCAUUAAUGGUGCAAAUAUAAGUGUUAAUACUACUAAAGUACUACUCAACAUAGAAGAUGUGCACCAGUAUAAGGCAAUUAUGUCUCUAUCUGAUGAUUUCUAUGACAGAUUAAAUGAGUCUGAAUUUAUUAAUGGAACCAUUCAACAGCUUGUUAAAGAUAUAAAUUAUAAUUUAUCUGGCAGAAUUAUUGGCAAUUUUACUUUAUUCUUUAUAGAGUUGCUUAAUAGUGAUGAAAUUUACCCUGAUGAUGAUCCUGAGAAUGUAUCAUUGUUAAUUACAUUAAUUGCUAAUAAUCAAACAAAUUGGCUUAAUCAACAUAUAGCAGAUGAUUUAGGAAAUUUAUUAGGGUCAACAAUCACUGAUGUUGUAAGAUUUGAUGGUUGCCCAACAAGCUCUACAACCUUAUUAUCUGAUUCUGGUGAUCCAAAACUUACAUUAACAAUCAAAUGGCCUGAAACUAAUAUUGGAGAAAUAGCUGUAGUUAAUUGCCCAUGUGGUAGUAAUGGUACGUCAGCUGGUGGUACCUUGAAUGCAUCUCGCAAUUGUGGAGGUGAUUUCACUAAUGGAGCUCUGUGGCAAGCACCUUCUGUAUUGAAGUGUAAAUUAAGGGAUUUAGCAAGAAUGAUUUGUCAACUGAAAGACAGAUUGUUUCCUGGUGUCAGUUAUGCAUCAGUGAUUGAUAUGCUUAAAGAGCUUAAAUCUAUUACUAGUAACAGUAGUGAGAUAGGAUAUACUGAAGUAGCUGCAGUUGUUAGUGUCUUAGAAGCUGCUGCUGAAUUUGCUAAUACAAUUGCUGAAAAUACAAUGUUAAUUACAUCAUUGUUUGAAGUAAUUGAUAACAUAUUAGCUGUUAAUCAAGAGAUUUUAAUAGAGUGUCAGGCACUGUCUAAUAGCUCAUCAAGAAUUCUUGCUAUCAUAUCUAAUAUGGCUGCUAUUAUAAAUGUUACUGAUGCUUCAACUUCAAGGCAUGUUAUCAAAAGUCAUAGGUACUUUGCUGUUUCCGUUUACAAGAGUAAUUUUGAAGGCUUUGGUGGUCAGACAUUAAGCAUCAAUCUCACAGACUUCUCUGAGUCAAAUGUUAAUUCAUAUAAUAUAACACUUGAACCUGAAGGAAACAUUGUUUCUUCAACUGGCUCUGUCACAUUGCCUAGUAACAUUUUAAAUUCAUCUAAUAUCAACAGAAUCACCAAUGCAGUAUAUUUUACUGAUUCACUGUUUCUCAGGCGCAGAUCCAAUUAUUUUGAUCAUGAUGUUAGCAGUAUAGUGAUAUCAGCAAGCAUAUUAAGAGAUUUUAAUGCCAUUAAAGAACUGGAGUCUCCUGUCAAUCUUAGUUUUCAACUUAAUCCUAAUAUCAAUGGCUCAUUCCCUCAAUGUGUUUUCUGGGAUCAAUCUUUAAACAGUGGGUAUGGUGAUUGGUCUAGUGAUAACUGUAAUACUUCAUAUGAUUCAGUUACGCAAGCAAUCAAAUGUUUUUGUAAUCACUUGACUAGUUUUGCUGUAAUACAGGAUGUGUCUCCAACUGAACCUUCAACAGAAUUUAGAGUCUAUUAUCUUGAUUCAGUCUCUUACAUUGGUAUAAUCAUCUCUAUCAUUUGUCUUAUCAUCACUAUUGUACUCUAUCUUUAUAACAAGGAUUUAAGGUUAUCAAAUCACUCUCAAAUGCUUCUUAAUCAUUGUUUUGCACUUAUUGGUCUGUAUCUCUCAUUCGUUACAUCAAUUCAUGCAAGGAAUAUCAAUAGUUUUUGUGCAGUAUCUGGUUUUAUGCUUCAAUUUUUCUUUCUUGUCUGCUUAAGUUUGAUGUCUGCUGAAGUAAUAGGCCUUUACAUUAACAUUGUAAUGAAUUCAUACAUGAAAAUGUUUUAUAUAAAAGUUACAUUGGUAUCAUGGAUUGCUCCAAUUUUCAUUGUCAUAUUCUGCUUCUCACCGAGCUACACAAAUUACAUAAAAUACUCCUCAAAUUUCUGUCGUGCUUUUGAUACACCGUUCUACAUUGGUAUAGUAAUACCAUUCAUCAUCACUUACUCAUUCAUUUGGAUUGUGUUUAUUAUCAUCGUAAUCUCACUCUUAAUGUCAUCAAAAAUCAAAGAUAGCAAUAAAAAGACAGUUUUAAAACCUUCAUAUAAGUAUCAGUUGACUAAAUCAUUGGCUCACUCUACGUUGUUUUGUCUAUCUUCAGUGCUAAUGUUACUAAUGACAGAGGACACUUUCACUAAUAAAGCUAUUCGAGAUCUAGUUGCUUCUCUAUUUGUACUAUUGACUGGAUGUCAUGGUCUUUUUCUUUUUAUAGUGCAUUGUCUUUGUACAAAAGACUUUUAUUGUAUCUGCAAAAAAGUUUCCUUUGGCAUUAAAAGUCUUUUACUGCACACAGUUCAGAAGAAGCCCUCAGAGUCUACUGACAGGAUUUUUGAUGACACAAUGGAAUCCACAAAUCAAUAUCUUGAAACAAUACUUAACUCUAAUAUGUGUCAAGAAAACAUAUCAAGCAAUUUAGAGCAGUUAGUUAAAUAUUCAAUAUCUGCUUCUCAAAUUAAAUUGCAAGAAGCAGUUGGACAAGGUGAAUUUGGUAUAGUCUAUAGAGCAUUCUUAGCAACUGAUAAAGAUAUACCACAAGUAGUUGCUGUCAAAACACUCAAGGGAUUGUUCUCAAGAAGUGAUGUUACUUCCAUUGUUGAAGAAAGUCUCAUCAUGUCAAAUUUUGAUCAUCCAAAUGUACUUUCUCUUAUUGGUGUGAGUCUGGAUUUGGGACCAGCCCCAUGCAUUAUUAUGCCAUUCAUGUCAAGAGGAAGUUUAUUAUCUUACUUGAAAAAUGAUAGACUUAACAUAACAAUAACUGAUGGCAACGAUGAAGAAAUUAUUCUGAAUGUCAGGAAACAUUUGCUUUCAAUUUGUCUACAAGUUGCUAAUGGAAUGUGUUACUUGGCCUCAAAAUAUUUUGUGCAUCGUGAUCUUGCUGCUAGAAACUGCAUGAUUGAUAAUAAUGGAGUAAUUAAAGUUGCCGAUUUUGGUCUAUCCGAAGAAGUAUACACAAAAACCUAUUUCAAUCAAUUUAAAGACAAAAGUGAUGCUGAAUCUGUGAAACUGCCAAUUAAAUGGAUGGCAAUGAGAGCCUUACUUUUCUUUAUUGUAAUGCAUUAUAUUGUUGUCUUAUGA